AUGACUAAUAAAAAUAUCAGUUGUGUAUUUAAAAAGUAUCACUGUUACCCGAAUAUCACUGUUAAUACAAAUUAUAAAAGAAAACAGUCAACUACAAAAAAAAUAUAUAAAGAAAUUAGGAAGUGGUCAAAAGUUGGAAAAGAACAAAUAACUAUAAAUCCCAAUGAGUUAUUUGUAUUUAAACUACUUUCUUUUAAUAUAUUAGCACAAGAUUUGUUAGAAACUCAUGCAUAUUUAUAUAGAUAUCACAAUAAACAAGCACUAUCUUGGCAAAAAAGGAAACGACUUUUAGUGCAAGAAAUAUUAGAGUCACAAGCUCAUGUGGUUUGUCUUCAAGAAAUGCAAGAAGACCAUUUAGUAGAUUUUUUAAUACCAUUUCAAAAAGCAGGAUUUACUUAUUUAUAUAAAAAACGUACUAAUAACAAGAAAGAUGGUUUGCUGCUCAUGUAUAAGGAUGACAUAUUUAAUUUACUGGAAUUUUCUAAAGUUGAAUUAUAUCAAACUGAUAUUGAGUUAUUAAGUAGAGAUAAUGUAGGUUUAAUCGCUAAAUUUUCUUUAAAAGGGAGUCCAAAUACUAAAUUUGUAAUUGCUACCACACAUUUACUUUAUAAUCCUAAACGUAAUGAUAUUAGAUUAGGUCAAGUGCAACUUUUAUUUGCAGAAAUUGAACGAAUAUCUUUUGUUGAGAAUACUCCAACAGGUCCACGGUAUCUGCCAAUUGUGAUAUCAGGUGACUUCAAUUUUGAACCAUAUAGUGGAGUUUACAAAUUUAUUACUGAAGGUUCAAUAGAGUUUAUUGGAAAAGGCAGAAAUUUAGAACAAUGUGAUUUUCAUUAUUUAACAAAUUCUUUGAUUCCUCCUCAUUUAUAUGUUACUGAUGAAUGUCAACAUUUCAAUGUACUAACACAAAGGUUAUCUGGUAAAGGAAGUGGUAGAGUUAUGUUAAGAAAUACAGAGAAUAAAGAUAUAAUCUAUAAUGAUAAAAAUUCAUCACAAAAGUCACAAAUAAAUAAUUUAGUUGAUUCAACAUCUACUACGUACCAAAAAAUAGAAAUUGUCGAUGGUCAUUAUGUUACAUUUUCAUCGGGUCUUUUAACCCAUCCAUUUAAAUUACACAGUGUAUAUGAGCAUUUAAAUUCAAAAGGAAAACAUGAAGUAACAACAUUUCAAAACGGAUGGAUAACUGUCGAUUAUAUAUUUUAUAGUAAUAUGAAACCUUUAAAAAAAUUUGGAUUACCAACAGCAGAAGAAUGCAUAAAAUUCCAUCGAAUACCAAAUUCAAUUGUGGGAAGUGAUCAUUUAUGUCUAGGAGUUACUUUUCAAAUAAAUAAGAGAUAAAAUUAUAUUAUUCUUUGGUUCACUACUGUAU
This is a messenger RNA of Ceratosolen solmsi marchali, 1369 nucleotides long. RefSeq names its product protein angel (gene angel). The coding region runs from base 1 to 1338 and encodes 445 amino acids. Lineage: Eukaryota; Metazoa; Arthropoda; Insecta; Hymenoptera; Agaonidae. The record is from RefSeq and is a predicted model, not a curated record. The transcript has 5 exons. Gene Ontology annotation, molecular function: 3'-5'-RNA exonuclease activity.